Messenger RNA from Thyridium curvatum, 4518 nucleotides. RefSeq lists its product as uncharacterized. The record is from RefSeq and is a predicted model, not a curated record. Bases 1 to 4518 code for a protein of 1505 amino acids. Gene Ontology annotation, molecular function: ATP binding; RNA binding. NCBI's taxonomy places the organism in Eukaryota, Fungi, Ascomycota, Sordariomycetes, Thyridiales, Thyridiaceae. The transcript is spliced from 3 exons. Gene Ontology annotation, cellular component: intracellular anatomical structure.
AUGGCAGGCGGCAACAAGAAAAAGAAGAAGCCGGCUGCCAGUGUAGCCCGUGGCUUUGCGACCACAUCCAUUGCGUCCAAGCCACGGGCAGACCCCACUGAAGCGGCCGCUGACAACACCGCUGAAGCUGCCGGUAAGGCCCGCGAUGCCCCUCCUGCAGCCAAAGGCAGCGGCCCAUCACCCGCUGCAGCGCCCGCCGCCGCCGGAGCUCCCCAGAACGGCGAAAAGGCACGGGCACCCGGACAGGACCUAAGCGCAGAGGAAUUCGAGAAGCAGCUCGAAGAGUCGGAGCUGCAGUUGCUGGUAGAAAAGCAUGCGCAGAAGACGCGCCGGGAUGCACAGCGCCAAAAGUCCCGGCUAGAGACGGACCGCCGCCUGCUCAGAGGCCAGGCCGAGUCGGUCAAUGCGCGGAAAUGGCUACCGCCAGAACUCAUGGACCACGUCCUCGAUCUCAUUCAGGCCGAAGGGCGCUUCGCCGCCUCGAGUGUUGCCUCAGACUCGGUCUCAUCUAGCAAGAUGCUGGCCGAGGAGGACCUCACCAUCAAGUUGUGGACCCUGCAACAGACGCUCGAGGCAGCUGGUUUUCUGGGCGAAAGGAUACAGUCUGUGCUCAAGUACGUGCUCGACAUUGCACCCAACGUCAACGCUGGCAACAAGGAUUCCAUAUGGGGUCUUGACGAGGCGCUAGAUUGGCUUGCGAGGGAGUGUCAGAACGACGACUUGCCCGGGUAUGAAGCCAAAGCUGGAGCAGGGUCUAAAUCCCAGGUGGACACACCCGUGGACACGCCGCUGCCUUCUGGUGCUACUACCCCCAGAGGCGUGAGCACCGACUCUCGCCUAAAGAAGAAGAACGGCGUCAAGCAGGCUGCGCCCAAGAAGCUUGUCGUCACGUACGACAGCGAUAUAGAGCCGGACGAUCUCGUGCCCAAGUAUGUUGAUGCCAAAUCAGAGCUGUUUGCGAUACAGCGGCCGCAGCAAGACCAGCUGCCGGCGAACAAGCGUAAGGCGGCUCAAGCGCUGUCGCAGAGCCCUGAGGAGGAAUUGAAAGUCGCAAAGCUACUUGCUAAGAUUGACCGGAUCGAGAAUGAUGUGCUCUUUGACAGCCACGUGGCCGAGCAGCUGUGGAGGAACAGGAAAAUUAUACUAGAGAAGGACUAUGCGGCCGAAAAGAAGAAGCGUGCAGAAGAGGCGGAAGAGGCAAAAGCGGCCGCUGAAGCCUCCGCAGAGACCGCGCAGGAUGGCGCCGAGGAAGUAGACGAUGUGUCCAAGGAGGCUGAGCGUAUCGCGGCAGAGAUACUCGCGCAGAAUGAGGACGAUGAUGACGACGCACUCGGGGACUUGUUCUCAAGCCUCCCCACCACCGAAGUUGAUCCGGUCUCUGGCAAAUCCAGCACCGUCGUCAACGGUGCAGAUGGGGUCAAGGUUAUCAUCCGAGACUUUGGCAAAUGGACCGGCAUCAGUCCCACGAGGGUACUUGAGGAGGCGUGCAGGUCUCGCGAUUCAUCAGCUAGGAUUUCCUACUCCCUGAUCUCCGAGUCCACGUUUGCCAACCGCCACGCUGUGACAAUCCAGUGGAACAAGGCCCAGGACACGGCGCAGCUGCUCUCAGUCGAUAACGUGCAGAGCGUCGUCUACCCGAGCCGCUUCACCUUCCAGAUGACUGGCGUGGCGACGCCCGACAAGAAGCAAUCCGAGGCUUAUGUGGCCACGGCCGCUCUGUUCCUCGUCUUUGGCUCCUCUUCAAAAGAGGAAAAGGUAGCGAUGCGCCUUCCGGCCGCCUGGAAAGACCUCUGGACAGAAUUUGCGGAUGCCAGGAAGAGCGAGGCUGACGCCAAAGACCGCCAAGCCAUCAAGGAGCUCCGAUCGAUCGUGCGAGAACGCCGGGAUCAGGAGCUCGAGGAUGGUGUAUUAUUACAGGGGGCCUUUCGAGGCCGAGCUGGUCCGCGGGGCGCCGCCGAUGCCCAGGACGAUGGCCUCUCGGACAAGUCCAAGGCGCAGGCCAGCAACCCGGAAUACUACCAAAAGAUCUGGUCGGACAAGAGCAGCACUCCCAAGUUCCAAAACAUGCUAAAGUCGCGCAUGCAGCUGCCCAUGUGGCACUUUAGGGAUCAAGUCCUGCAAGCUGUCGAUCGUGAGCAGGUCGUCAUAGUCUGCGGAGAGACGGGCUGCGGCAAGUCUACUCAGGUCCCCUCCUUUCUGCUUGAGCACCAGCUCUCCCAGGGCAAGAACUGCAAGAUCUACUGCACAGAACCGCGCCGGAUCUCAGCCAUCUCGCUGGCAAAACGCGUCAGCGAGGAGCUUGGCGAAGGCCGCAACGACAUCGGUACCCCCAGAUCGCUCGUUGGUUACUCGAUCCGCCUCGAGGCCAACACGUCCAAAGAGACCAGGCUUGUCUAUGCCACCACCGGCAUUGUCAUGAGGAUGCUUGAGGGCUCCAAUGAUUUGAAAGAGAUAACCCACUUGGUGCUGGAUGAAGUCCACGAACGGUCCAUUGACAGCGACUUUUUGCUGAUCGUUCUCAAGAAGCUAAUGCUGCGGAGAAAAGACCUCAAGGUUGUCCUCAUGUCGGCCACUGUGGACGCGGACCGCUUCUCCAAGUAUCUCGGUGGUGCGCCCGUGCUCAACGUACCCGGGCGAACAUUCCCCGUCCAGGUUAGAUACCUCGAGGACGCGGUCGAGCUCACCGGCUUCUCCACUGAGCAGCGCGUCCAGGAGAAGCUUACGGAUCUCGACGAUGACCUGGUAGACAUUGAGCCCGAGACCUCGUCCAAACCAGAGUUGCUCAAGACCCUCGGCAGUUACUCGCCCAGGACGCGCAGUACCCUGUCCCAGAUUGACGAAUACCAAAUUUACCCUGACCUAGUCGUCCAGCUCAUCUCCAAGAUCGCUGCUGACCCGAACUAUGCGGACUUCAGUAAGGCCAUCCUGGUCUUCCUCCCCGGCAUUGCCGAGAUCCGCACUCUGAAUGAUUUGCUCCUCGGUGAUCGUAACUUUAGCUCUAACUGGCUCAUCUACCCACUGCACUCCACGAUCGCGACCGAGGACCAGGAGCAAGCCUUCCUCAUACCACCCCCAGGCUACCGCAAGAUCGUGCUGGCGACCAACAUUGCAGAGACGGGCAUCACCAUCCCUGAUGUCACCUGCGUUAUUGACACCGGAAAGCACAGGGAGAUGCGCUUCGACGAGCGGCGGCAGCUGUCCCGCCUGCUCGACGCCUUCAUCUCCCGUGCCAACGCCAAACAGCGCCGCGGUCGCGCGGGCCGUGUGCAGGAGGGCCUCUGCUUCCAUCUCUUCACCAAGUACCGGCACGACAACCUCAUGAACGACCAGCAGACUCCCGAGAUGCUGCGCCUGUCGCUGCAAGACCUCGCCAUACGCGUCAAGAUCUGUAAGAUUGGCGCCAUCGAGGAGACGCUAAGCGAGGCCCUCGAUCCCCCUUCGGCCAAGAAUAUCCGCCGCGCCGUCGACGCCCUCGUGGAUGUGAGGGCCCUGACGCCGGCAGAAGAGCUCACGCCACUGGGAAACCAGCUCGCGCGCCUGCCACUCGAUGUCUUCCUCGGCAAGCUCAUCCUCCUCGGCACCGUCUUCAAGUGCUUGGACAUGGCGCUCACCGUGGCCGCCAUUUUGUCUUCCAAAUCCCCCUUUGUCGCCCCCUUCGGCCAGCGCAACCAAGCGGACACGGUACGGCUGGGCUUCCGCCGCGGCGACUCCGACCUGCUGACCAUCUACAACGCCUACCUCGCCUGGAAGCGCGUCUGCCAGUCCGCCGUGGCCGCGUCGGGCGGCGGCGAGUUCCAGUUCUGCCGCAAGAACUUCCUCAGCCCGCAGACCCUGGCCAACAUCGAGGACCUCAAGGGCCAGCUGCUCGUCUCGCUCGUCGACUCGGGUUUCCUGUCCGUCACGUCGGAGGAGAGGCGCGCGCUCAACCAGUCGCGCUACGCCGCGGGCAACAGGCGGCGGCGCCAGGUCUUUGUCGACGUGCCGCAGCGUGUUAACAUCAACAGCGACAACGACGUCAUCUCCCAGUCCGUCAUCGCGUGGAGCUUCUACCCCAAGCUGCUCGUGCGCGACGUGCCGGGCGGCCGGGGCCUGCGCAACGUCGGCAACAACCAGACCAUUAGCCUUCACCCUUCGAGCGUCAACAAGGGCCACAACGACCUGAGGUGGCUGUCUUAUUACCAUAUCAUGCAGUCCAAGUCAUACUAUAAUGCACACGAGACCACGGCCGUAGAGGCCUUCCCUAUCGCCCUGCUCUGUGGCGAUGUGCGAGUUGAUAUGUACUCGGGCGUAUUGAUCCUGGACGGGAACAGAGCCCGUUUCGCUGCGCCGGACUGGAAGACCAUGCUAGUCAUCAAGGUGCUGCGCUCGCGGCUCCGUGAAAUGCUGACGAGGUCCUUCAAGCAGCCCGGCAAGCUACCGACGGCGCAGCACGAGCGCUGGCUAGACGCUUGGCAGCGCAUCUUUUCGCAGGAUUUUGGCAAAGAUAAGGAUGCCGGAACGACGGUGACUCGAGGUUAG